This is a messenger RNA of Octopus sinensis (East Asian common octopus), 630 nucleotides long. RefSeq names its product cytochrome c oxidase subunit 5B, mitochondrial. The transcript has 4 exons. Gene Ontology annotation, biological process: mitochondrial electron transport, cytochrome c to oxygen. The record is from RefSeq and is a predicted model, not a curated record. Bases 75 to 497 code for a protein of 140 amino acids. Gene Ontology annotation, cellular component: mitochondrial envelope. Lineage: Eukaryota; Metazoa; Mollusca; Cephalopoda; Octopoda; Octopodidae.
GGUUACCUAGACGAACUCUCACGAAACUCUCGUCGAGAUUUCUUAGCGUCAGUGAAGCUCUCUUCUUUUGCAGCAUGGCUUUCUCUUUACGUCGGCUUGCCUCGAAUAUUGUGAGUAAACAGAGGCCAGUUUUACUAUGUCUGGCUAGAAGUUCUUCAGCCGGUGGCAAGCCUGUCGACCACCACAAAGGCAAAGUUGUUUCUGACGUCUCCAUGCCUGAUGCUCUUGGUCAUGCUGUUGGUGUAGAACGGUUUGAAUUGUUGGCAAAACUUGCAGGAAAUGAGGAUCCUUUUGAAAUGAAUGUAAAGAAAAGGGGAAAAGGCACUUCUGGUGAACCCAACCUUGUACCAUCACUAUUUGAUAUGCGGCUUGUUGGAUGUAUAUGUGAAGAGGAAUCAUUAGUUAUACAUUGGAUGCAUCUGUAUAAGGGAGAGCCGAAACGAUGUCAAUGCGGGUAUUGGUUUAAAUUAUCAGAAAUGAAGCCUAUUGAGUAUUGAUAAAUAUAUGCAGACAGUAGGAAACAUUACAGAGCUGACAUAGAACUAUAUUCAGUCAAUAUUAUUUUCCCUUUUUAACAGUUUCCAUUUUGUUAAUUUAAGCCAUUAAAUAAAAUAAAAUUAUAAAAAAAAA